Molecule: messenger RNA, 6022 nt
Organism: Antechinus flavipes (yellow-footed antechinus)
Lineage: Eukaryota; Metazoa; Chordata; Mammalia; Dasyuromorphia; Dasyuridae
Gene: LRRC30
Product: leucine rich repeat containing 30
Exons: 2
Coding region: 567-1469 (300 amino acids)
Molecular function (GO): protein binding
Source: RefSeq, a predicted model, not a curated record
CUGAUUUCAGCUCUGUAUACAGGUUUAUUUUUUACUGUCAUUGUUUCUUCAUCUUCUUUUUCUUCUUUUUUUUUUCCCUGAGCUCAUGUUAAUUGCCUGCUCAACUGAGUUACCCAAGAAAAGCUGAGAUGGUAAAGUUAUAUCCAGGCUCUCUGUGACCUGCUUGCAAUGAAGACACAUAUCAGUUCAAUAAAGCUCAGACAGAAUGACAGUGACAGCUGCCUCAUGGCAUUCAGGAUGAAGUGAGCAGAUCUAUUUAGCAGUUUCAGGACCAAGUGUUUCAUUACAGCCUGGCUGCUCUAAGAGAAACAACCUCAACCCAGCAUAAAGUGUUCCACUUCAUCAUUUACCAGAAGGCCCGUGUUGACCAUUCAAGAGUAUCUCUACCUUGAGGGUCUUCUAAUCUUUGAUUUUUUUCCCCCAAAUUUUCCUGGAGCUGAACUAUCAAGUCAACCCGUGGGUUCCCCAGAAUUCCAAUUUGUAGCUGCUUUGGGGCUGAAAGUGGAAGGAGAAACUCUUCACUCAGAAGAGUUUGUUAUACUGUCCAACCUAGCCAAGAAAGUACCAUGGGGGCCAAGCAGUCCAGUGAUGUCUCCAAGAAUAAGGACCCCAAGGGAAUAUUGCUGUUGAAGAAGAGGCAGAAGUUUUCACAAUGGGAUGAUGUCCUUCUGGGAAAGGACCCGAGGUCAUUGCUGAAGAGGGGCAUGAGACAUAUCAGCUUCAGUUUGGUCACUAAGGGAAUGACUGACAUUCCCGACUUUUUGUGGGGGUUGUCUGAGAUCCAAAAGCUCAACUUGUCCCAUAACCAACUCAUUGUGGUCCCGGCAGAAGUGGGAAGACUGACAAGAAUCGUGGUGCUGAAUCUGUGUGGGAAUCGCAUAAAGAGCCUGCCCAAGGAAAUCGGGCUUCUCAGGAGCAUGAAGGUUCUGUUUGUGAACAUGAACUGCCUGACAGAGAUGCCGCCCGAGCUGAGCCUCUGUAAGAGCCUGGAAGUUUUGAGUUUGUCCCAUAACUACAUCUCCCAGCUCCCCUCCACUUACUCAGAACUAUCUGGCUUGAGGAAAUUAAAUCUGAGCAACAACUGCUUUGCUCACAUCCCCAUCUUCGUGUUCUCGCUGAAAGGGUUAGAUUUCCUUCACGUGGGCUCCAACCGGCUGGAAAAUAUUGCCGAGAGCAUCCAGAGCAUGGUGAGCUUACAGAUCUUUAUCGCAGAAAACAAUAACAUCCACUCCUUUCCAAGGUCUCUCUGCUUAGUCACAACACUUGAGCUGCUGAACUUGAACAAUAAUGAUAUUCAAACGCUACCUGAUGAACUCUACUUGCUCAGUCGAUUGGACAGGAUUGCCUGGAAUCCCAUGGACAAAGGACUGCAUAUUUCUCAUAAUCCUCUCUCCAAACCUCUGCCAGACUUGGUGGAGGGGGGUCUGGACCAGCUCUUCAGCUACCUGAAAGACAAAAAACACAGCUAAACUGUCCACUUGAAAUGUGACUGUUGGUUCUCUCAUCCACGCUCAGUCCCACUGGUGCACUUUUCUUGGUCUGAGAUUUCGACUUCAUUGCUUCUCAAUGUUUUUAAAUGCUUUUAUUUCAGACUUGCUGAAUAAUCAUCGAAUGAGAGGACAAAGAGCAACCUCCUCCAAGAGGUAUUUCCUGACUCCUCAAUGGUUAGUGACCUUCCUCAAAUUACUUUGAAUGUAUCUGCUAUGUAUUUUGCAUUUAUUUGUGUGUAUGCAGUAUAGUUCUCUUAUUCAUCCCAUUUCUUAAUAGAAUGUAAACUCCCUGAAGGCAGAGACUAUGCUACUUUUUUUUUUAAUAUCCCUAGUGCCUUGCAUAGUACCUGAUGUAUAAUAGGUAUUAAAUCAUUGUUUAUUGAAUGGAACUGAAUAAUUCAACCAGAGAAUAAAUAUUCCCUAUCUAAUUGAGAGUAGCUGUAUUUACCACCUGCCUUUCACAGAUGAGUGUUUAAAAAAACCAAUGGAUGAUAUUUGUAAAGCAUUCUGGUAUCUUCAAGCAGAAGGCACUGUAAAAAAUGUGAUAUACUUUUAUUAUGGAAAAAAACAGCUGUCAGUUGAUCAAGGACACUGGAAUAAGCAGCUCCAGUGUUCUUAUCAGAGAGGCCAAUGGAGUUUAAAACUUAGCUGGCAGUCGGGAACACCUAAGACAUUAACAUUUUAUCUUCUAAGAGAUAAAUGCCUAGAAGAGAAAACGGUUAAUCAGGAAAGAAUAGUGUCUUUGAAUCAACAAAGGACCAGUUAUACUAGAUGACUGUCUAUUUGUCAAUAACUGGACCAUGUUAAUAUUAGGACUUGUGCCAGUAUUUACCUGUUUUACUUCUAGCUCUCUCUCUUAUUGCUUCAGGUGAUGGCAGAUCCCUUCAGAAUCUUCACACAGGCAUUUGUGAAAUGUUUUAUAGAAGAAUUUUAUCUGAGCAAUAAAAUAAGAACAAAAAUGUUUCUAACUUUCAGAAUGUAGAAACAGCAUCCCAGCUGCUUCAAACUCUGAAAACACCACCCUUUUCACAAAUUACCAGGGUGGUUGUGAAGAAUUUAUUUGGGUAUUCUGAGUUUAAAUCAUAGGAUCUUAAACUUCAUGCUUAAAGUAUCUUAAAAAUCUUUUUUGAGAAUAAUUUGGUAAAAUAAAUAAAAUAUGAUAGAACAUAGAUAAUGUUAAUAUGUGGUUUUAAAAAUUAAUCCUUAUGUAUGGUUUAGUGGUCUCCAUUUCUAUUUGAAUUUGAUAUCAUUGAUCAAGUCCUAUCACUUCAUUUUUAGAUGAAGAAUAUGGGACUAAGGGAAGAGAAAUGCCUUUAUCAUGUACAUUUGUGGGCCCUCAUCUUGGGAUUCUAAGAGUUGCUGAGGGAGAAAAAUUGAACUUAUUCUUAGUUAUUUACUCCUAGUAACACAGUGCUUGCACAUGGCAAUCCAUAGUAACACUCAGAUCCUUUCCUACUGACUUGCUAAAAUAAGGUGAAGAUGUCCUUCCAACUCAUGAAUCCUAGCAAAACAGAGAUUGCAACAUUCAUCUUCAAAAACCAUGAAGAUCAUUUACUCAAUAAUAACAGCUAAUUUUUUUUCUUUUUUUAUUAUAGCUUUUUAUUUACAAGUUAUAUGCAUAGGUAAUUUUACAGCAUUGACAAUUGCCAAACUUUUUGUUCCACUUUUCCCCUCCUUCCCCCAUCCCUUCCCUCCAAUGGCAGGUUGACCAAUACAUAUUAAGUAUGUUAAAGUAUAAAUUAAAUACUAUAUAAGCAUACAUGUCCUAACAGUUAUUUUGCUGUACAAAAAGAGUUAGAGUUUGACAUAAUGUACUAUUAACAGCUAAUGUUUAAUAAGAUUUUAAGGUUUUCCAAGUGUCAGCAUAGAUAUCUCAUAGGAUUUUCCCAAUAACGUUGGUGUUCUUAUUAUUACCAUUUUAUAGAUGAUAAAGGUGAGGUUAAAAGAAGUUCAGUGACUUCCUAGGGAGUCACAUAGCUAGCUAGUAAGUGACUUAAAUAGAAUCUAAAGGCAGGUCUUCCCAACUCCAAAGUCCAACAUUCUAUUCAGGGUGUCCUGCUGCCUCUCAGACCUUGACUACAGCCAUCCUACCUGUUGCACAAAGAAUCACCUGGACUCAGGUUUUAUUUUCCAUGACCUUGCUGUAGGCAGAGGCCCAGACUGGGACACAGUCCUGUGCUUUCCCAGUUGAACAAUCACGUUUAUUUCCUCUCCUUGCUUUCCAGUUAUUUGAUCCAGGAACAGUAACUUUACUCCAGGGAAAGAACAUAACAGCAUUUCGAAGGUGACCUGAGAGCUUACACCUAUUAUCAGAAACUGCAGCAUCCAUCCAGUUUUUAGCUUGUCUUGGUACCUUUCAAAAAUAGGGCACCAUGCUUUCUUUUAUUAAUGUUUGGUAUUAAGCAACAUCAUAAAAAUAAUAGCAUGUAGCCAGAUGGGUUUUAGAUAUUGAUCCUCUGUGACUGUUCUUCAUGAAAGAGUCCUAUCGAUGGACAGUACAAAGCUGAGGCUGGUUCGUGUAUCUAGUUAUUCAAAACACAAAUGAGGAGGAGAUCUGAAAAAUAACCUUCAGAUAGAUUCUUCUGUGCUGUCAAACCGUAGAAUUCACUGACUGGCUGGGAAAUUUUUCUCACUUAUUAUCUCUAGUUACAAUUUUGCAAGCAAUCAAAUAACUCAUAGAUAUUUGAGCUAUGCUUUCUGAAGGCAUCAAAGUUGGGAGAAUGGCAGCAUUAGUUCCCCAACUGAUGUAAAGGAAGAAGCAGAGCUAAUUGGGUACUUGACAGCUGGGGGGAGGGGAAGUUAGACGCUCAAAUUCUUGGUGGGGUAUUAGAGUUUUCAUAUCACUCGGCUUCAGUGCAGAGACAUUUGGAGGAGGAAGGGAUGCUCAGAAACACCUUUUGAAGCACUCACAGCUUACAAGCUCACAAUUAGGAAGAAAUCCUGUGCUCCUAGUAAAUGAGGAAAGCUUUGAAAAGACACAUCUGUUUGGAGAAUAAUACUGCUAGAUGAAUAAAGAGGUUGUGUAUCAGAGAGAAAAGUGAAGUCAUUACGUGACUUGUUGACUUAAUAAAUGGUUAAUGGAAAAUGUACUGCAUAGCCUGGCUUUCCUUAAUAGACUUAAAAAAAAAAACUCCAGUAGUAGAAGAGGGAGUGACUGCAGCUUUGUGCACCUGUAUUUCAGAAUAAAGUCCUACUUGCUCAGAAAAGAAAUAAAAGAGGAAACACUAUAAUUACUUGUAGAGACACAUUAAACUAGUCUUUUAAAAAUUGGCAAUGGAUUAUUUCAUUUUAAAAAGUCCAUCUCACAAAAUCCAAAUCAUACGUUGAAUAUGCAUGUCAAUGUUCAUGAAUUUAAAACAGGGAAGACAAGUAAAUGAUGGCGACAUUUGUCAUCAGAAAAUGUUCACAUCAUAUCAAUAGACAGAGAUCCUGAAAGCUGGUUAACAUUCAGUAUGAUUUAACUAGUUUGCUCUCUGCAAUAUUAGCUAUGGGAAAAGGGCAGGAAAUCAAUUCACUGAGAUUCUGGAUACAAUGAUGAAUAGCAAGUGAUGCAGAAAAACAAGUUCAAAUAGCAAGAGAAAAGGCAGUAUUUGAAAGAACCAGACAAAGCUAAUGAACACUCUUUUAAAUUAUUUAAUUAUGCCAUUAGCAUUUAAAAUUAAAUUAUCCAAGGCAGCACUAUCUACUUAGUCUAUCACAAGUAAGUGCUUUAUUUCCAAACUCUCAGAAUGUUGUUUUAAAAUAGCAUAGUAAUAUUUCUAUAGUAACCCCUUGAUUGACAGUAUUACUACAAUAAUAAUAUAAUCAUGAUAUAUCUUCAGUCAAAAUAAUAAAGAUACUCAACACAUAUAAGAGAGGGCUGGAACAAUGACAUUGGAUGAUAUAAUUAAAUUUUAACAAUUCCAGGAAAGAAUAGAAUAUAUUAGGGGAGAGAGGAGAAUCUAUAGUUGUUUAAUUUACCUUUUGUAUGCAAUGUGAAAAGGUAAAGUAUCAAUAAUAAUUUUUAAGGGAACAGAUAAGACUCAUCGUGUGAAUUUAGGUACAUUAGGGAAAUUCAAAGAUUAUUGCCCAAAGUUCCCUGUGUGAAUUCUUUGGUAGUCACGAGACUUCAUUUCUAAGGAGAAAGCCUCCUAAAAUGCAACUUCAUUUCAAUUAGGGCUUCUAUUGAUUUCCCUCUCUUCCUAUCUUUCCAAUAUUUUUACAUUUUCUUCUUUCUGCAUGCUCUCCAAAUCAAAUUCACUGGCUCACUACUAUUCUUCAAACAGGACACUCCAUAUUUUCUCCACAUUUUCUCACUCUACAUUUUCCCUUUUUGUUUUCACCACGCCUGGAAUCUUCUACCCCAUCAUCAAAACUUCUUAGUUUUCCUUGCUUCCUUUAAGAAUCAACUCAAAUCCUCCUUUAUUCAGGAAUCCUUUCUUUCUAACCUUCCCCACUACCAUUACCUUCCUUCCCUUUGAUGUUAUUUUUAAUCUACUCUGUAUAUAUCUUAAUUACGUACUGUUUCUUCUAUUAAACUGUGAGUCCCUUGA